GUAGCGGAGCCGACGGCUGAGGGGGAAAUCGCCGGAGCGGAGAAGCUCGAAAGCGGUCACGACGCCUGACGCGGCAAAGCCCAGCUAGCUCAAAAGUUUCAACCAUUUCUGCUCAAACCGCCUUUAGAAUUGGGAGAAUUGGAGUGCUUUGAGCCCCAAAGUAUCUUAGCUUUUCAACCCACGCCGGCCUGGUGCCUGUAUGGUGACCAGAUGGCAUCCCGCAAAGGAUCGGCCACCAGUCCUGGAACUGCGCCCGUUGUCAAUGGCCGAGACCGGGAAGAUGUGGAACUGGCUGAGCUCGGCCCCCUUUUAGAGGAGAAAGCCAAUCCGGGAACGUCCCGGUCGGCUGAGAACCCAUGUCAGCCAUGCCCGGCUACUCAGGAGGAAGAGGAGGAGGAAGUAAGGGUCUUAACCCUCCCCUUGCAAGCCCACCAUGCCAUGGAGAAGAUGGAAGAAUUCGUCUACAAGGUCUGGGAAGGCCGGUGGCGGGUGAUCCCCUAUGACGUGCUGCCUGAUUGGCUGAAGGACAACGAUUACCUGCUUCACGGACACCGCCCGCCCAUGCCAUCGUUCCGUGCCUGUUUCAAAAGCAUCUUUCGCAUCCACACCGAGACUGGCAACAUCUGGACCCACCUGCUCGGCUUCGUCCUCUUCCUGUGUCUCGGGGUCCUGACCAUGCUGCGCCCCAACAUGUACUUCCUGGCGCCCCUGCAGGAGAAGGUGGUUUUCGGGAUGUUCUUCCUAGGCGCCGUGCUAUGUCUCAGCUUCUCCUGGCUGUUCCACACCGUCUACUGUCAUUCGGAGAAGGUCUCGCGGACGUUCUCCAAGCUGGACUACUCGGGAAUCGCCCUGCUGAUUAUGGGAAGUUUUGUCCCGUGGCUUUACUACUCCUUCUUCUGCUCGCCCCAGCCGCGACUCAUCUACCUGUCCAUCGUCUGCGUCCUGGGCAUCUCCGCCAUUAUCGUGGCCCAGUGGGAUCGCUUUGCCACCCCAAAACACAGGCAGACCCGAGCAGGGGUCUUCCUCGGGCUGGGCCUGAGCGGCGUGGUGCCCACCAUGCACUUCACCAUCGCCGAGGGCUUCGUCAAGGCCACCACGGUGGGCCAAAUGGGAUGGUUCUUCCUGAUGGCUGUGAUGUACAUCACCGGAGCCGGACUCUACGCGGCUCGUAUUCCGGAAAGAUUCUUCCCGGGCAAGUUUGACAUCUGGUUCCAGUCCCAUCAGAUCUUCCACGUCUUGGUGGUGGCCGCGGCCUUCGUCCACUUCUAUGGCGUCUCCAACCUGCAGGAGUUCCGGUACGGAUUGGAAGGCGGCUGCACGGAUGACUCGCUGCUCUAAGGACCACGGGAAACGAUUGCAAAAAGUUCCCGAAGGGCUUUUCUGGCAGACUUCGUCUUUCUCGACUUAAAACCGAAAGAUGGCUUUUUUUUAAAAAAAAAAUUAGAAAUGAAACUCAACACAACGUGGAUCGCGCCUUGUGUUUGGCGCCUGGUGAGAAAGGAAAGCAGGGGAGCUCGUUCCUGAGGCUCCUCUGCAUUCUUGACAACACCGCGCACAGCUCGUCGGAUUCCUCGCUUCUCGUCGGGAAUGUCUUGCUCGGCAGUGAUAGCUCCUACGAGGAAUCCCUGCGCUAUCCUGCCGACAUUUGUCUUUCUCGACAAAAUCAUGUACCGCUAAAAAGGAAAGUAUUUAAUAUUUAAGAAGAAGUUUUACAAGCGAGGUGCUGCCCGUCGGCUUCUGGAUCCUGAUGUAUCGUCGAGGGAGCUGCAAGCCGGGCACGGGAUGGGAUUCGGCGUUGCCGAGCUGCGACUUUUGGUGUGGAGAUAUCUGAAGCUGUGGAUGAUGGGGUGUUGGGGAAUCAGGUUCGAGGGAGGGGGUCGUCUCCAAGGUGUGCACGCAUCUACUCAAUCCAGAGUCUUGGCCUGGAUGUUUUGCUUCUGACGACACGCUCCUUUUGCUGGAUUUCCCGUGUCCCAUCCGAUUCGCACGUGUUGAUUUUCCCGACCAGCUACUUCGUCUUGCUGUGCUGAAGAAAAGGAGGAGCAUUUGAAGGGGGUUGACUUUCUGGUUUGCAAACUAUGCCGACAGAUAAAAAGAGGCGGAGCAGAGUAAUGGCAAGAUUUUUGCUAAAUUGACACAAAUAUAUAAAGUUGCCGUGUUUCAUAGCAAUAGCAGUUAGACUUAUAUACCGCUUCAUAGGGCUUUCAGC
Molecule: messenger RNA, 2209 nt
Organism: Thamnophis sirtalis
Lineage: Eukaryota; Metazoa; Chordata; Lepidosauria; Squamata; Natricidae
Source: RefSeq, a predicted model, not a curated record